This is a messenger RNA of Ceratotherium simum simum (southern white rhinoceros), 2104 nucleotides long. RefSeq names its product keratin 80 (gene KRT80). Gene Ontology annotation, cellular component: keratin filament. NCBI's taxonomy places the organism in Eukaryota, Metazoa, Chordata, Mammalia, Perissodactyla, Rhinocerotidae. Gene Ontology annotation, biological process: intermediate filament organization; keratinization. Gene Ontology annotation, molecular function: structural constituent of skin epidermis. The record is from RefSeq and is a predicted model, not a curated record.
ACAUCAUCUAACAGGUUGGUCGGGCUGGGAGGCGUCCCGCCCUCCUGGAGGUAAUGAGCACUGUACGACAGGUGUUUGCUCCUCAGUCCCCAGCCUGUCCUGCCUGCGACCGGAGCCAGCUGCCGCCACACUUCAAAGGCUCGCUUGCUCUCGCUCAUCCGUGUGUCCUCCCUGCACCCGGGCCAGGGGGCCACAAUGGCCUGCCGCUCCUGUGUUGUUGGCUUCAGCAGCCCUAGCAGCUGUGAGGUGACACCGGCAGAUGGCCCCUGGCCUGAGACCUCAGCAUGGAACAGCUGCGGGGCCCCUGGGCCAGGCUUCAGCUCUUGCAGCCUCACAGGCUGUGGACCGGCUGGCACCAUCGCCAAGGUGACCAUGAACCCCAGCCUGCUGGUGCCCCUGGAUCUGAAGGUGGACCCGGCCAUCCAGCAGCAGAAGAACCAGGAGAAGGAAGAGAUGAAGAUCCUCAAUGAUAAAUUUGCCUCCCUGAUUGGCAAGGUGCAGGCCCUGGAGCAGCGCCACCAGCUGCUGGAGACCCGCUGGCGCUUCCUGCAGAGCCAGGGCUCAGCCACCUUCGACCUCGGGCACCUCUACGAGGAGUACCAGGGCCGGCUGCAGGAGCGGCUGCGCAGAGUGAGCCAGGAGCGGGGACAGCUGGAGGCCAACCUGCUGCAGGUGCUCGAGAAGGUCGAGGAGUUUCGGAUCAGGUAUGAGGACGAGAUCUCCAAGCGCACAGACAUGGAGUUCACCUUUGUCCAGCUGAAGAAGGACCUGGACACGGAGUGUCUUCGACGGACCGAACUGGAGACCAAGUUAAAAGGCCUGCAGAGCUUGGUGGAGCUGAUGAAAACCAUCUACGAGCAGGAGCUGAAGGACCUGGCAGCCCAAGUGAAGGAUGUGUCGGUGACCGUGGGCAUGGACAGCCGCUGCCGCAUUGACCUGCGCGGCAUCGUGGAGGAGGUGAAGGCCCAAUACGACGCCAUCGCGGCUCGCAGCCUGGAGGAGGCCGAGGCGUACUCCCGGAGCCAGCUGGAGGAGCGGGCCGCCUGCUCAGCCGAGUUUGCGAACAGCCUCCAGAUCAGCCGCAGCGAGAUCGCUGACAUCAACGUGCACAUCCAGAAGCUUCGAUCCCAGAUCCUCUCCAUCAAGAGCCACUGCCUGAACCUGGAGGAGAACAUCAAGGCGGCCGAGGAGCAGGGGGAGCUAGCCUUCCAGGACGCCAAGGCCAAGCUGGCCCAGCUGGAGGCGGCCCUGCAGCAGGCCAAGCAGGACAUGGCGCGGCAGCUGCGCGAGUACCAGGAGCUCAUGAACACCAAGCUGGCCCUGGACAUCGAGAUCGCCACCUACAGCAAGCUGGUGGAGGGCGAGGAGAGCCGGAUGGACUUGCCUUCAGCUGCUGUGGUCACUGCUGUGCAGUCCAGAUCCAGAACCGCUGCCUGCAAGUCCUGCCUCUCGAGAGCCCCCUCCCGGAAAAAGAAGCACAGCAAAGGCGCCGUGAUCAAAAUCACCGAAAUGUCAGAGAAGUUCCUCUCGCAGGAGUCAGAGGCCUCAGAGUAAAGCAGCUGGACCAGGAGCCCCAGGUCACUCCCCUGCAGGAAGAGGGACUUAAGCUAGUCAAGAAAGCGACUUGGAGCCUCUAGGUUGGGAGAGGAGACACACCUGAUCCUGAACUGAGAGGAGGAGGAUUCAAAAUGUGACUGCUCUUUUGUGGGUCACCAGGGAUGGGACAGGACUGUCACCAGCUAUUCAGAGCCAUUCCACUCCUUAUCCGUAUCUCACAGUCCCACUCUUCCACGCUUCUGGCCAGAGGUUUUCCCGACUGGGUAAACUGGAAUUGAGGGUCCAUUUUGUCUCUAUCUCCUGGCUCCCUUGAGGCUCCUCCCUCAACAGAGGGCUCUGACCAAGGUCCCUUUGACUCUUUUGCCCAACCCUUGCCUAAACUCACAUCUCGAGCCUUGCCUUGCCUCUGCCUCAGAACUGAGGCUGGUGCCCUCGGUCACCCAGCCCUGGUCAGCCGUGGACCAGGGGCUGAUGGGGACCUCUUGGGCACCCUCCCCAUAUCUGGAAUUCCUGGGGAGGCUGGGUCCUGAGUACCCCUGGCUUUCCU